UACAGCAGGGUAUUACCGAGUGAAUGACAGAUGACAUGCUCACCUGUUCGCAAACUUCAUCAGCCGUGGAGAGGAACUCAGCGACGCGGGUCAGACAAGAAUUAGGUAUAUGAUAACUCAAGUAAAACACAUGAGAGGAAAACAACAAUUGUCAAGCAUUACAUAAAACGUGAAAGAGAGGUUACAGUACAACUUGCACUGUUACACCUGAGUAAACGUCUGCUGUGUUACUGGUAUACGGUAAUAUAGCUACCAUCACGCUCGGGUGUCACCUUAAUUGGUAAAUAAACCAGGAUGAAAAAGACAGGAGCAGUCUUGGAGGUACUGAAGUCUUGUCCUGUUAAGUAUUCAUACUACAGAAGACCUGGCCAGACACUUGUUGCUCCACAUGGCAUCCGUAGGCUGUAUUCUACAUGUAGGACAGCUCCAUGUGGGACUUUUAAACAUCUUGGAAAAGCUCAGUUUUGUACACUUUCUGGCACCAAUUGCUGUGUAAGACAGCCUCACAACAGUGCGAUUCCAAAGGACAACAGACGUUUUUUCAGUGCUGCUAAAUCUGGAAAAUAUUUUUUGAAUGGAGGGACGUCUUGUACUGGAAGAUAUGUUGGAUACAGUCACUUCAGUACAACCUCUGGUACCGAGGACAGGACAGUGGUUAUUAUUGGGGGAGGAAUCAGUGGUCUCACCGCCGCAUACUACCUUACUAAAGUAAAAAAUCUUCCCUUUGAUAAGAUAGUUUUGUACGAGUCUAGUGAUCGUCUGGGAGGUUGGAUUAACAGCUUGCAGCUCGAUGAUGGAACAAUAUUUGAGCAAGGUCCCAGAACGAUACGCUCUCCCACAGCAACACCAGCUGCACGUGCAACAAUAGAGCUGGUAGAAUCACUUGGCCUUGUUGAUGAUGUUAUUGCAGUUACUAGUAAAGAGCCAGCUGCAAAAAACAGAUAUAUCUAUGUAGAUGGGAAGUUACAUGCACUACCUAACAGUCUCUUUAAGACUUUGUCAAAGCAGUCACCAUUUUCUAAAUCCUUAGCACACUAUGUUUUCAAAGAAAUGUCAAUCCCUGCAAAAUCCACCUCAUCAGAUGAAUCGGUCUAUGAUUUCUUUUCAAGAAGAUUUGGUGCAGAGGUCACUAACUAUGCAAUUGGAGCUUUGUGCAGGGGGAUUUAUGCAGCAGAUACCAAACUGUUGAGCAUGAAAGCAUGUUUUCCGUCAUUGUUAGAGGCAGAGAAUAAGUAUGGCUCAGUGAUUAAAGGGAUCUUAGGUUCACUGACAGAGAAAACGAAACCACAAAAUGUGGAUUCAGCUGGUGACAUACUCGGGCCAAAUGGUGAGAGCAGAAUGUUACAAAGAGCUAAAAAUGAGAGAUGGUCAGUGUGGUCGUUGCAAGAAGGGCUGUCUCAACUCCCUGUGGCUUUAGCUUCUGAGCUAAAGCGAGACCAUAGAGUAGAUGUCCAACUUAAUACCUGUUGCAAAGAAGUCAACUUCAGAGGGUCUAAAGCCAUUGUACAAACAGAAAAAGGAUGUGUGGAGGCAGAUUACAUAUUUUCCUCAAUAUAUGCAAAAACUUUAUCUCAGCUCCUCACUGGUGUCAGUAAGUUGAACAGCCUGCUCCACUCCAUCCAAGCUGUCACUGUGGCUGUUGUCAAUCUGGAGUACAGCGACCUGGAGUUUAAAGUGGAGGGUUUUGGACAUCUUGUUCCUCCUGAUCAGCCAUCCAAUGUAAUAGGUGUUAUAUAUGAUUCUUGUAGUUUUCCUGACAGAGUGGUAGGCAACCGAACAGUAUUCACAUGUAUGCUUGGUGGAACUUGGUUUAAAGAGCAGUUUGGAGAUCCAGAUAAAGUAGAUCCAGACUACCUUACCUCAUUAGCCAUUUCUGCACUACAAGAGCAAUUGGGAAUAACACAACCUCCUUGCAGAACAUACAUUGGGAUACAGAAAGACUGCAUACCACUUUACAGAGUUGGUCAUACAGAGGUUGUACAUGAGAUAUUUCAGCAAUGUAAAGAAGCUUCCUUGCCAUUGAGUCUGCUUGGUUCAUCAUACAAAGGAGUCGGUGUGCCAGAUUGCAUUUUCAAUGCCAAGCAAGAAGUUAUAAGAAUUGUGAAAAAAAUUAACUCAAAUUGAGAAAAACUGUCAUAUCACUUCUGUGCACCAUGAAUGAAUGAGAGUGCUAUGUGAUACUUGGCUUCAGAUCUGACGGAAAGCAAGUGGGACAAUUUAGUAAGAAUUAUAAAUGUUACCUUUGUUUGGAAGUCCUUCACAUAGAUCGAAGAUGAUAUACCAAGUAUCAUCAAACAUUAAUUUUUUUAAGAAUCCACAAAUCAAAGUAACCAAAAGAUAUAAUGAUAAACAGACACUGGCAGAAAUGACCAUGAGCAGCAGAAGGACAUGACUGGCUGUUUGAAAAAUGGUUAUGAAGCAUGUAUGUUCAGUUAAUCAGUGUUUAUUGAAUCAUUGUGAAGUGCAUUUAUUGAUAGUGAUGUAGAUAUUAACAAAUAUUUUCAAAAUCCAGUGCACACAAUUACAUGUAAAAUAGGGGUGGAAGGGACCAGUACAUGAAUAUUUAUGACUUCCAGUCUAUUCAUUUAACACAAUGAGAAAUACAAGAUUUAUGUUAUUAAAGGAGUUGAAAAAAUA
Messenger RNA from Lingula anatina, 2637 nucleotides. Its product is annotated as protoporphyrinogen oxidase. Gene Ontology annotation, biological process: heme biosynthetic process. Gene Ontology annotation, cellular component: mitochondrial inner membrane. The record is from RefSeq and is a predicted model, not a curated record. Gene Ontology annotation, molecular function: protoporphyrinogen oxidase activity, oxygen as acceptor. NCBI's taxonomy places the organism in Eukaryota, Metazoa, Brachiopoda, Lingulata, Lingulida, Lingulidae.